GUGACGCUUUUCACUGGGGUUUAAGGAUAAGUCGAUAGGAAAUGACUUAGGAGGGUUUUUUAAACUAAUUAAACAGACCCCAAGCCUCGGUCCGAGUGUCCAGGAAACACUUCCUGGAUUACCCAACGAACGCUUCGAAGCAUCGGCACAGCACGUGGCAUCGCUACUUUUCUUAUUUUUCGUUGGCUCUUGGAUGUUUGUAAAAUGUCUGAGCUUCAGGAUCUUUCAGAUGUCCAACAGCUGAGGGUGAUCAAAAAAGAGGUUCUCCCUGAGCAGCAAGAGAGGAGCUCUAGUAUUAAACAGGAGGAGUCUCCUGAACCAGCAGACAUUAAGGAGGAACAGGAGGAACUGUGGAUCAGUCAGGAGAGAGAGCAGCUUCAAGAUUCAGAGGGGGCUGGUAUCAGCAUGUUCACAUUCACUCCUGUGUCUGUGAAGGGUGAAGAAGAGGAUGGAGAGAAACCUCAAUCCUCACAGCUUGAUGAGAAACAAAGUGAAGAAAACAGAAUCACAGAGGGUUUGAAAACUGAAUCUGAUGGAGAGGACUGUGGGGGAUCAGGAGCAGACAGUUAUUUACAGCCAGUCACUUCUGACAUGGCUUUUGACCCUUCUGGAUUCGAGACUGAUGACAGUGCUGAUUGGGAGGAGAGUGAUGAAGCUCAGAGGAAACAGAAGAAACAAGUAGAGAAACACAAAGGAGCCCAUACAGGGAAGAAACCGUUUGGUUGCUCAGUUUGUGGUAAAAGAUUUACCUGUAAAGGAAGUCUGAAGACCCACUUGAUUAUCCACACAGGGGAGCGACGAUUUAGUUGCUCAGUUUGUGGUAAAAGAUUUUUCCGUCAAGUACAGCUGAAGACACACUUUACUGUUCAUACAGGGGAGAAACCAUUUAGUUGUUCAGUUUGUGGAAAAUGUUUUUGUUUCAAAUAUUUGUUGGUGGCGCACAAGAGAAUCCAUACAGGGGAGAAACCAUUUAGUUGUACAGUUUGUAAGAAAGGAUUUUCCGAGAAGAGAAAGCUGAAGGUGCACAUGAUUGUCCACACAGGGGAGCGAUCGUUUAGCUGUUCAGUUUGUGGUAAAAGAUUUUCCCGUCAAGUAUAUCUGAAGGCUCACUUCACUAUCCAUACAGGGGAGCGACCGUUUAGCUGUUCAGUUUGUGGUAAAAGAUUUUCCCGUAAAGUAUACCUGAAGACCCACUUGACUAUCCAUUCAGGGGAGAAACCAUUUUGUUGUCCAGUUUGUAAGAAAUGUUUUAGAUUGAAAGAGGUGCUUUACCUGCACAGGAGAGUCCACACAUCGGAAAAGCCAUUUAACUGUUCAGUUUGUUGUAGAAGAUUUUCUGACGAGGAAAAUCUGAAGCACCACAUGAAUGUCCACACAGGGGAAACACCAUAUAACUGCUCAAUUUGUAAGAAAGGAUUUUUCCAAGAGAGAAAGCUGAAGGAACACUUGGUUGUCCACACUAAGGAGAGACCAUUUAGCUGUUCAGUGUGUGAUAAAAAGUUUUCCUAUCAAAGAAGUUUGCAAAGCCACAUGACUUUUCACACACGGGGGGAACCAUUUAGCUGUUCAGUCUGUGAGAGAAAAUAUUAUAGCCAACACAGUCUGAAGCAACACAUGAAUGUCCACACAGACGGGAAACAAUUUAGUUGCUCAGUUUGUAACAAAGUAUUUUCCUGUCAGGGACAGCUGAAUGCCCACUUGAUUACCCACACUGGGGAGAAACCAUUUGGCUGUUCUGUUUGUGGUAACAGAUUUACUCAAAAAGGAGGUCUGAAGCUGCACAUGAAUAUCCACACAGGGGAGAAACCAUUUAGCUGUUCAAUCUGUCAUAAAGGAUACAACACACAGGGAAAGCUGAAGGCCCAUUUGCGUGUACACACAGGGGAGAAACCAUUUACCUGCUCAGACUGUGGUAAAAAAUUUCGUAGCAAAGAAGGUGUGAAGCUGCAUAUGAAUGUCCACACAGGGGAGAAAAAAUUUAGUUGCUCGGUUUGUGGUAAACAAUUUUCUCGUAAAUUCACACUAAAGGCCCACUUCACUAUCCAUACAGGGGAGCGACCAUUUAGCUGCUCAGUUUGUGGUAAAGGAUUUUCCCGUCAGGACCAUCUGACGACCCACUCAACUAUCCAUACAGGGGAGAAACCAUUUUGUUGUCCAGUUUGUAAGAAAUGUUUUAGAUUGAAAGACGGGCUUUACCAGCACACGAGAGUCCACAUAUCAGAGAUGCCAUUUAGCUGUUCAGUUUGUCGUAGAAGGUUUUCUGACGAGGAAAAUCUGAAGCACCACAUGAAUAUCCACACAGGGGAGACACCAUAUAACUGCUCAGUUUGUAAGAAAGGAUUUUCCACUCAGGGACAUCUGAAUGACCACUUGAUUACCCACACAGAAGACAAACAAUUUAGUUCUUCAGUUUAUAAGAAAGUGUUUUCCCAACAGGGACAGCUGGAAGAACACAUGGCUGUCCACACAGGGGAAAUACCGUUUAACUGUUCAGUUUGUAGUAAAACAUUUGCUCACAAAGGAAUUCUGAAGCUACACAUAAAAUACCAACACAAAGGAGAAAUCAUUUAACUGUUCAGUUUGUGGUGAAAGAUUUUCCCAACAGGGACAUCUUAAUGAACACUUGGCUGUCCACACAGGGGACACACAGUUUCAUUGUUUGGCUUCACAGUCUGUGACUUUUUAAAAAUUGGAACUCAGGUACAUCACUGGCAUACACAUUACCCUAACCCCUACAACCCCUCCAUAAGAGCCGCUAUUGAGAUACUGUGAUCAAGCUAAAACUGGUAAUUUAUAGGAAUGCAAAAUUCUAGUCCUCAGAAAUGUGAGUUAUGAGUUCAUCAUGAAUUUUGUUAGGUGAGUGGCAGUUUAAACAAUAAUUUCCCUGCAUCCAAACUGAAUGUUUUGCAUUAUUGUUAAUAGAUAAUUGUACCAAUCAGACAGCCUCAAAGUUGUUCCCUCAAACAGAGGGUCUAGGGGGAUUCAAGUCUGUAAGAUUCUUUAAAACGCGAUCCUGUUUUUUGAAUGAAAUGACAAAGUUGCGUACUCCCUUUUAAUCAUGUUUUUACUGACAUCUUUUAACAAUCAUUGUGCAUAAUUUUUGAUUAUAACCAUCAGUGUACUUAUUAUGCUUGCAAUGCCUUGCUAAAUCCAGAAAAAAAAAGAAAACAAAACAAAAAAAACAUUAAA
Molecule: messenger RNA, 3189 nt
Organism: Cheilinus undulatus (humphead wrasse)
Lineage: Eukaryota; Metazoa; Chordata; Actinopteri; Labriformes; Labridae
Product: gastrula zinc finger protein XlCGF58.1-like
Exons: 2
Coding region: 205-2571 (788 amino acids)
Biological process (GO): regulation of immune system process; regulation of cytokine production; negative regulation of transcription by RNA polymerase II
Source: RefSeq, a predicted model, not a curated record